Molecule: messenger RNA, 2630 nt
Organism: Caenorhabditis angaria
Lineage: Eukaryota; Metazoa; Nematoda; Chromadorea; Rhabditida; Rhabditidae
Source: the annotation of a GenBank genome assembly
AUGAAAAACUUAUUUAUUUUUUCCGUUAUUUUUCUGACACUUUUGUCAAGUUUUAGUGGUAAGAAAAUUCUCAAACUAUUUUAUUGAUUUCGAAAAAAAUUCAGAAUGCAAAGAUUCAUUAGAAGAAGAUCAACCAUUUCCGCAUGGUUUGAAUAGCAAUAGAAAUCCGUUUUCGAAAAAAUCAGGAAUUCGACAAGAAAGAGCGAAAAAUCGAAGUCGAAUUGAUCGAUACAAUCAAGAGAAUAAUUGGGGUUUUCGAGAAGAUGUUGAAUCAACAACAAAACAACCAAUUGUUAGAAUGACAACUACUGUAAAUCCAGAUACAUUACCAGUAGAUCCGAGACAUAAUGGAUUAUUAAAAGAUAUUGGAUCAGUUGGUUAGUUUUUUCUAUCUUCGAAAAGUACGAAAAAGUGAUUCCUUCAAAUCAUUCUGAAAUUUUUCCUGAAACACUUUUUGUCAAGCAACAUAUAAUUUUUAUUCAAUUUUAGGUGUGGGCGGUGGUGUUGGUGUCGGAGUUCCGGGAAAUGAUCCAGUUAGCGUUGGUUGGGGUGUUAGUGUUGGUUUGGAUGGUUCUGGCCCUGCUGGUGGUCUUCCACCGUUCGCUCAAACAAUAUUCCCAAGACAAGUGAGUUGUCUUUUUUUUUUCUUUUCAUAAACUAUAACCGUAAAAUCGACUCUAAGCAGAGGGCUGACAGGUAAUUUAUUAUCAUAAUUUCUAUUACCUGCGGCACCACUACUUAUAGACGAAAUGGUUAUUUCUGAAUUGAAUACAAUAUCAUAGAAUAGAGAAGAAGAGUUAUCACAACUAACAUGGCUGAUGGCUCUUUUUAUAGUGAAUAGAAAUAUGUGGGCGGAGAAAUAGGCGUGGCUAAGACAAAACGGGAGGGGAAAAGGGGAGAAUUGGUAUAGAAGAAUGGAAUAGUAGAGAACCCAAAAGCUGAAUAAACAAUCAUAAUAUUGGAAUGAUUGAAUAGAGAAUAAUAGAGUGAAUUCAUAUUUAUUUUUGAUUUCUACAGUAAGUAUAUAAAUAUGUUACAAUUAAUAUUGCGAAUUUAGUUUCAAAGCAUACCACCCGCUGUGCAAAUUUUUAAUUUUGAUGAAUGGAAAAAUUGUUAUUAUGUCGAUGAAUAUGAAAAUUGAAAAUAUCGAAUAAUCGAUAUAAAAUUAAAUAUUAAUGAUGGAAAAGUCCAGAAACCAUCAAAUCGUUAUUCUAUUCACAUAAAAGUUGGCGGAAUGUUUUGUAAAAUAAAAAUUUCAAAUUUCAACUAUUUCCAACUUCUAUUUAAAAAUUUGGAAAUGAAUUUACUAUAAAAAUUGUGACAAGUUAAAUUUUAAAAACGUGAACUACUUUUUUUCUCGGAAUUUAAAACUCAAAUUUCAUUUCUAACAACAAGUAAACUCAUUUCUAUUGGUUACUGUAGUUUGGCAUGGAUCAGUGUACCUUCCAGAAAUAAUAUUGAGAUAUCUAGCUUUUUCGAGUUAUCAAAUAUAUGAAAAGAAUGCAUGUUGAAAUGUUCUCACGAUUCAUCAUAAAAAGCAAAAUUGUUCACAAAUUCCUCUGAAUCAAACAUUCCAGAAGAAACUUUUUCGAGAAUGAAGCUGUUAUUUCCAAUUUUAUAUUUGGUUAUCGGUUUAAAUUGUGGCGAAGCAAGUGGUAUUGAUUUCAUUUUUCAUGUUAAUUUAAAAUGUACACUCGCGAACAUACAAGAAUAUUGGUAUUCUAUUGAAUUCAAAACAGAACAUGGUGAAAUCAAUGGUGCUACGUUUGAAGGUUUCAUGCCACGUGGCAACAGAACUCUACACAUUUCUGUGACUGUGGAGAAAUGGAAAAAAAAUGUAGAAAAUACUGUUAAGGUUGUAUUAACUCAUGGUUGCACAAUGUCCGGAGAAAAUAAAACUAUCCGAUUAAAACUUAUACAAAAGAGUCCAGGAAAGAAUCAUUGCUCUUUCAGUUUAGAUGAAAUCCCUUUGGGAAACUUCGGGGUAUCUGAAUGGAUGGAUUGGAAUGCUAACGUGACGCAACAUUCAUAAUUUUUGUUCGCUUUUGUUCAAAAUGUUUUUCUAUAAAAACGUAUAAUAAUUAUACACAUACAUUACUUUUCUCAAUCAAUAUAUUUAUAUUCAAUUCUCACGACUAAUAACUAUUCUCAAAAAUUACGACGUGCGUUCUUAACAACAAUCAUUCCCAGAGCCGUAAAAAUUCAAAUCAUCUAUAGUUAUGUCGUAUAAAAAUUAUUCACAUAAUUUAUAUAUUUGUGUCCCUAACAUGGGGCUUGUUGUUUUUUCUUCUUCUUCUUUUUUUUCGAUUUGAUUUGAUUGAAUCAUAAAGGGAAUCGACAAAAAUAAUAAUGUUAUGUAUAUGUGUACAUUUUGGAAAAAAUAAUGUAUAUUGGAAUUCUCGGAAAAUUGAAAGGGGGCCAAAUAUUGUUUUUUUUUGCAGGGAGAAGCACAAUCCCUAAAUGAUUAUGAUGGAAAUAAAGAUACAAUUCAAUCUUCGAAAUAUUUGAAUUAUAUCAAUGCAAUUCGUCUUGGAUAUAUAAAACUUCCACAAUAUGCUCCCCCUAAAUCAACUGUCAAUGUAAAUACCGGAAUUGGAGUAUUAGGAGGACAGGCACCAUCAGGAGGAUGA